AUGGCUUCCAGUGCGACCGUUUGCACAUCGCUCUCCGGGAAGUGGUUCUGGAAGCAAAGAAACCCCGGGAUAGGAUUGCAAGAAGAACUCAAUAACUUACCGAGGGGACCAGAAGAGGGGCUGAAACUGACCGACCCAGCUGAUAGGGAAUCGAUUGUGUCGAGUUGGAAUCUGACCAAGGGUGGAGAUGUGCCUUCAGAAAUCCACGUAGAGCUUCUCGGGGCGGGAAUCAUUCCCCAUCCUUAUCGCGGCUUUGGGAUUGCGGACCCAGAAUGGCUGUAUGCAUGCAGCUUCUCCCUUCCGGCUGAGCCUGAGCAAGCGGCAAGAGUCAAAUCGGCCAUCUUGACCUUCGAAGGUCUGGAUACCAUAUCCGAUGUUUAUCUAAAUGGGGAAAAGGUAAUCCAAGCCGACAACAUGUUCAGAGGGUAUCAAUAUCACCUACCAAACGCCUCCGUAGGAGUACCUCUGAAAGGAGACAACACGCUAUUGCUCCAUUUUGCUUCCGCAAAAGCGUUAGCUAAACAGCUCGAAGCAGAGUUCGGAAAGGUCAGAGCUGGGUCAACUAAUCUUGGCGAUCCAAGUCGCGUGUAUGUCAGGAAGGCACAGUAUGGUUGGAGGUGGGACUGGGGUCCCGAGCUGAUGACUUGUGGCCCAUAUCGACCCAUCACCCUCACAACGAUUUAUCAUUCAGUCUAUGUAGAAGACAUUUGGACGAAGGCCUGGGUCUCACCGAUUGCCAGCCCCAAUGGCACUAUAACUUCUUACCUUCCAUCUCUGGCUGUCGACGUCACUGUUGCCCAGGUCUCCGAGUUCGAAGACCGCUACUGCGUGGAAAUCGUCCUCCUGGAUCCCGACAGCCACAACGAGAUUCGAACCCUGAAAUCUGCCAAACUAGGUUUACCGUUUUCCGCUGCCAAUGCAACUCGACCAGACGGACAUCAAAAGCAUGCCGUGGUUCAAUUGGAGUGGCCAGAUCUCCGCGCACUGAACGUUCAGCCAUGGUGGCCAGCGGGGAUGGGGGCACAGAAACUGUACCUGGUCGAAGUGCGCUUGCUAUAUCACCGCGCAGAUGAUGAGGCUAAUACGCCCAUGGUUGUACAAUCCAUCAAGAAGCGAGUUGGAUUUCGUUCUGCCCGCCUGGUCGAAAAUCCACUGGUAGAACCGGAUCAGUAUGGGAAGGGAACGACGUUCUUCUUCGAGAUUAACGGAGAGAGGGUAUUUGUGGGAGGUUCGAACUGGAUCCCCGCCGACAAUUUCCUGACGACCCUUUCCGAACAACGAUACCGAGAGUGGUUAACACUCGUCCGUGAUGGGAACCAAACGAUGGUACGCGUCUGGGGAGGCGGCAUCUAUGAACCCGAUAUCUUCUACGACAUCUGUGACGAGCUAGGCCUGCUGGUAUGGCAAGACUUCCAGUUCGCCUGUGGUGUUUAUCCCGGGGUGUCCUCGGCAGCGCCUGAUGUGGCCCCAAAGUCUUACCCCGCCUUCGUUCUGAAUGUGAAAAAAGAAGCAGAGUACAACGUGAAGAGACUUCGGCAUCACCCGUCGAUCGUCGUCUGGUGCGGAAAUAACGAAGACUAUCAGAUGGUAUUACAAUGGGGAGAUGUUCCUCACUUGCCCGCCACAGUCCUCUACGAGGAUAUUUUGCCAUCCAUAGUCAAGGCUUUGACCUCAUUCACUAUAUCCUUCGGCUUGAGCUGUCAAGACGUCGAGGCAUCGUAUGUUCGAGGAUCACCAUACGGAGGCCAAGGUUGGGACACCGCGGACCCUACAGUGGGAGACGUUCAUCAGUGGAACGUUUGGGGAGGGAAGGAGCUCCCUUACCAAGAGUACGGGAAACUUGGAGGGCGAUUCAUUAGUGAGUUCGGGAUUCCGUCCUUCCCUGCUCUGAAGACUGUCCAGUAUUGGAUGGAAGGGGCCGACCAGUCCGAAUGGUACGCCCAAAGUAAGGCCAUGGCACAACACAUUCGCGCUGGAAGCUACGAACGGCGGUUUGCUAUUUUGAUGAAUGAAAACUUUAGAAAUGUUGCAUCAAGCGACUUCGAUCGGUACCGCUUCAAUACCCAGGUUAUGCAGUCAGAAGCUGUGAGUUACGCUUAUCGCGUUUGGAGACGCGAGUGGCGAGGAAAAGGGAAGGAAUACUGCGGCGGAGUCUUGGUGUGGCAAUUCAACGACUGUUGGCCCGUUGCUUCAUGGGCUUUGGUGGACUAUUUCAUGCGACCCAAACCUGUUUACCACACCAUCCGAAGGUCUCUCGAACCCAUCGCAGUCAACAUCCUUCGCGAAGUGGUGCAGAACCGUGCCAACGAUCGACCAAAGCAGUUCUACGAAUACGGGGCAACCCGGUCUUUGGGCGCCAAUCUCCACAUCUGGGCCGUUAACACUACGAGGAAGGCAGUAAAGGUCAAACUUGAUAUCCAGUACUUUGACCUCGAAUCGGACUGGACAUCGCGGAAUGGAGUCACUAGCGAGUUCACUCUUCCGCCCAACCAGUCAACCGACCUCCUGGCUUUGGUGUGUCCGUCUCCGCCUACGUCUCGUCUCAGGGAUACUGUCGGACCGGGAAUUGACGGAUCCGGGACUGUGGUCGUCUUAGCCAGAUUGCUGGACCCUUCGACGAAUCUAGUUUUGGCCCGUUUCGUCGACUGGCCUCAACCUUUCAGGUACCUGCACAUCCCCGACCCACAGGUGGACCUCAACGUUUUGGAUGUCGACCUAACCACUGGAGACGCUACCAUACAACUCAGCGUUGCAAAACCCGCCAAAUGCCUGUGGCUGGAGGCCGAAGAUGAACAAGCACUCGAUGGUCGUACUGACCAAGAAAGGGAGGUCAAAUGGAAUGACAAUGCUCUCGAUAUAGUACCCGGAGAUUCCCAGGUCGUUGUUGCGAGGGGCUUGGGGAAGAGGAAGGUGAAGGUCACAUGGCUGAAGGAUUAA
Molecule: messenger RNA, 2937 nt
Organism: Coprinopsis cinerea okayama7#130
Lineage: Eukaryota; Fungi; Basidiomycota; Agaricomycetes; Agaricales; Psathyrellaceae
Product: beta-mannosidase
Exons: 12
Coding region: 1-2937 (978 amino acids)
Biological process (GO): glycoprotein catabolic process
Molecular function (GO): beta-mannosidase activity
Source: RefSeq, a predicted model, not a curated record